Molecule: messenger RNA, 6967 nt
Organism: Culex quinquefasciatus (southern house mosquito)
Lineage: Eukaryota; Metazoa; Arthropoda; Insecta; Diptera; Culicidae
Product: myosin-IIIb
Exons: 14
Coding region: 1023-6608 (1861 amino acids)
Biological process (GO): protein phosphorylation
Cellular component (GO): myosin complex
Molecular function (GO): protein kinase activity; cytoskeletal motor activity; protein binding
Source: RefSeq, a predicted model, not a curated record
UAACGUUACCGAGUGGAUGUGCGAUCGAGUCGUCCGCGGAGAGCGAGAGUGGAGUUGCGCGAGAACCGUUCGAGUGUUUUUUUUGCGCGACUGCUUGGAUUGCGCUUUGCAUGCAAGUUCUGUUUCCGUUCAGCGCGGAUCUUCCGACGAAGUUGCGGUUACGGUGAAGAUCGCCUACCUUGGUGAAGAAUGAUUGUCUGAGUUACGUUUUCCGAUGCAAGGGAAAACGCGAUUUACCAUGGCAUGAGAAAUUCGCACCCCAGAGUGUUCGACAGCAGUGAGCUGGAAGUAGCCGGCUAGGUUGUAGUUCAAUCGACUAACAGUUAAUUAACUGUUUGUGAAGUUGUGAGGAAGAGUGUUGUGUUGUGGUGUGUUGAGGGUGUUCGUGUUCAGCAAAGAAGCACGACCCGUCGCGUGGUUUUCGAGAGGCCUUUACGCGGGUGUCAGUAACAGAGUCAAAAGAGAAAAUCCAGGGGACGACCUUUUUUCGCACAACAAAAAAAGUGGAUCAGAUCGAAAAGUGAUUUGCACGGAGCUGUGUCUCAUUAGUCGCAACACAGAGAGGAAGAAGUGAGCGAUGACAGUGAAACUGUGAGAAACAACAGCAGAAAAAGAGCAUUAAAAAUAAUCAAAAUAGAAGAAAGUGAGGAGGAGGCGGAGCUGCGCAGAGUAAUUUUUGGAAGCUGAAGACCGGUGGCGCCUCGUGACGGCGGAAUCGCCAACUUUUUAAGCGCUUGAAACAAACAAGAGGCAGAGCGAUAAAUGAAGCAAUAGAUCGUCCGCCGCACCACAAACGACGUCUUUUGUUUUCUGUUUUUAUUUUGUCUCUUUUCGCGAGAGCCCCCUCACGAUAAUAUAAACAGUGGUAGUUUUUGUUUGCUAGUGUUGGUGUUUGGUUUAGCUCUGUGCAUUAGUAUGACUCACUCAGCGCUGGAGCCACUUGACCAAACUGGUUUUGACUGAGCUUGGGAGCUUUUGAUUUUGUUGGUGCUUUGAAGGCCGACGGAUCUUGAUCAAGGAAUAUGGCCUACAAUGGACUGUCCCAGCACGUGGACUUUGUCCGGCUGCCCAACCCGGGCGAGCGGUUCGAGCUGCUGGACCUGAUUGGCGAGGGCACCUACGGCGAGGUGUACAGCGCCAAGGACAAGCACAACGGCCGCAAGUUUGCCGUCAAGAUCCUCGAGAGCAUCGCCGACAACAUCGAGGAAAUCGAGGAGGAGUACCUCGUCCUGCGCGAUCUCUCCAAGCACCCCAACAUCCCAGACUUUGCCGGCCUCUUCCUGAAACGGGGCCUCACCGUCGAAGAUGACCAGCUGUGGUUCGUGCUGGAGCUAUGCACCGGUGGGUCGGUUACGGAUCUAGUUCAAGGUCUGCGCAAUCGGGGCUCCCGGUUGAGCAACAACCAGAUUGCGUACAUCUUGCGCGAGACGGUGCACGCGCUGGUGUUCCUGCACGAGAACCACUGCAUGCACCGGGACAUUAAGGGACACAACAUUUUGCUGACGGAGAACGGGCAUGUGAAGUUGGUGGACUUUGGGGUGAGUUCGCACCUGGCGGCGACGAUGGCGCGGAGGAAUACCAGCGUUGGGACGCCGUACUGGAUGGCGCCGGAGGUCAUCGCUUGCGAGCAGCAGCUGGAUCAGUCGUAUGAUUCGAGGUGUGAUGUGUGGUCGAUUGGGAUUACGGCGAUUGAGUUGGCGGAGGGUGAUCCUCCGCUGUGCGAGUUGCAUCCGAUGAGGGCGUUGUUUCAGAUUCCUAGGAAUCCUCCGCCGAAGUUGGGGCAUCCGGAACACUACUCGGCGAUGCUUUCGGAUUUUAUCUCCGAGUGCUUGGUGAAGGACUUGGAGCAGCGACCUUUCUCGAAGGAGUUGGUUACGCAUCCGUUCAUGAAAGGGGUCGGACCUUACGUUGAACAGGUUAGGCAGGAAUUGAAAGCGGAAAUUCAGCGUCAGCGAUCGGAGGGACGGGCACCGAAGCAAGCGGAAGCCACCACCAAGUACGGCAAGCUGAAAUCUGAUCGUAAGACGAAACCUCAGAAGAUGUACAUGGACGAUCUAGCUGCGCUGGACGUCCUCACCGAGGACACGAUCGUUGAGCAGCUUCAGAAGCGCUACGAAACCAACCAGAUCUACACGUACAUCGGAGACAUCUUGGUGGCGGUCAACCCGUUCGCCAAGCUUGGCUUGUACACCAAUUACCACCAACGUAAGUACGCCGGGAAGACCCGCUCUGAUAACCCGCCGCACAUCUUCGCCGUAGCGGACGCCGCUCACCAAGCGCUUGUCCACCAAAAGCAGAACCAAGCAAUCGUCAUCUCCGGUGAAAGCGGCUCAGGCAAGACCGAGAGCGCAAACCUUCUGCUCAAGCAGCUUGUCUUCCUCGGAAAAGCAGUUACCCGCAACCUGGAGGAGCGCAUCCUUCAGGUCAACCCCAUCAUGGAAGCGUUCGGCAACGCCCGAACCGGCAUCAACUCCAACAGUUCCCGCUUCGGCAAGUACCUGGAGCUGACGAUGGCCCGCAGCGGCAAGGUCAACGGAGCCCGCAUCUUCGUGUACCUGCUCGAGCAGAGCCGCGUCGUCAAGCAGGCCGAAGGCGAAGGCAACUUCCACAUCUUCUACUACAUGUACGACGGCCUGCAGGCCGAGAAGCGUCUCGAAGAGUACUACCUUCACCCGUCGUACCGCAAAACGCAUCGUUACCUUCAGGAAACCGCAACCCUUCCCAAAACCAACGUCGAACGCUGGAAGCAGCUGCUUGCAAGCUUCAAAGUGCUCGGAUUCCGAGACGACGAGGUGGACAUGGUCAACCGAGUCCUCGCCGCCAUCCUGAACCUGGGCGACCUGGAGUUUGGCGAAAUGGACUCCAACGACAACACCGACAGCAAGGCGCGCGUCAUCGACGUGGCGCCAAUGCACCGGGUGUCCAAACUGCUCGGCGUGGAGUCGUCCGAUCUGCUGGAGGCGCUCACCUCGAACUCGGUCGUAACGCGGGGUGAAACCAUCACGCGGCAUAACAACGUGGCGGAGGCUUGCACCGCGCGGGACGCCAUGGCCAAGGGGCUGUACGGACGGUUGUUCGACUGGAUGGUGAACCAGAUCAACCUGCUGCUGGUGCACAAUCGGCCGAACAACUCGGAACAGCUGGCCGUUGGCUUGCUGGACAUCUUUGGGUUUGAGAACUUCUCCAAGAACUCGUUCGAGCAGCUGUGCAUCAACAUUGCGAACGAGCAAAUUCAGUACUACUUCAAUCAGCACAUCUUCACGUGGGAGCAGCAGGAAUACAUGGCCGAGGGCAUCCCCGUCGACCUCGUUGAAUUCGCCGACAACCGGCCCGUCCUGGACAUGCUGCUGAGCCGACCACUCGGCCUGCUCGCCCUCCUCGACGAGGAGUCCCGCUUUCCGCGCUCCAACGACCGCUCGCUCAUCGAAAAGUUCCACAACAACGUCAAGUCCAAGUUCUACCAGCGGCCCAAAUCGGACGCCGUAUGCUUUGCGAUCCACCACUUUGCGGGCCGCGUGGUGUACCAGGCGGACGGCUUCCUCGAGAAGAACCGCAACUUCCUGCCGGCGGAGAUCAUCCAGCUGAUCCGGCAGAGCCAGUACGACAUGAUUCGCUUCCUGUUUCAGUGUCCCAUCACCAAGACCGGUAACCUGUACUCGGCCAUCCAGGACACCGGAUCGCGACAGAACGUGUCCAACUUUAUCAAGGUUGAUACCAAGGAAAAGUUCAACUCCCGCGGACUGGCAUCGCAGUCGAGGGCCCAGCAAACGGUGGCCACCUACUUCCGGUACUCGCUGAUGGACCUGCUGCAGAAAAUGGUGACCGGGGCGCCCCAGUUCAUCCGCUGCAUCAAGCCGAACGAGACGAAGGCGGCGAAGAACUUCGAGCCGGCCAAGGUGCUGAAGCAGCUGCGCUACACCGGCGUACUGGAGACGAUCCGCAUCCGGCAGCACGGGUUCAGCCAUCGGCUCGCGUUUGCUGAGUUCUUGAAGAGAUACUACUUCCUCGGUUACGGAUUCGAGGAACGUGUCGUCGCUAGCCGAGAAUCGUGUCGUUUACUUUUAGUACGCCUAAAAAUGGAUGGAUGGGCGCUCGGGAAGUCCAAGGUGUUCCUCAAGUACUACCACAUCGAGUACCUGUCCAAGCUGUACGAGGAGCACGUCCGCAAGAUCGUUCUGGUGCAGGCCUGCGUGCGCCGCUGGCUGGCGAAGGCAUUCUGCAAGCGCGAAAAACAACGGCUCGCCGUCGUCAGUGCCGUGACGCUGCAGAAGCACGUCCGCGGCUGGUUGACGCGCCGCCGCAUGAACAAGCUGAUCCGCGAGAAGCAGGAGCGGGAACGGGUGGAGCGCGAGCGGGCCGAGAAGGAACGGAUUGCGCGGGAGAAGAAGAACAAUGAGCAAAACAAAGCCAAACAGGCGUUCGCCAAGGCGAAGCUGAUCCACCAGAUGUCGAACCACGAGCUGAUCAAACCAGUGGAGCGAACCCAGAACGCCGUUGACGUCAACAACAAGGAGAACGAGAAGGCCGCCAUCGUCAUCCAGAGCUACUACCGGGGCUACACGAUCCGCAAGAUGAAACUCACGCCCGAGCUGGAAGCGAAAACCAAGUACAUUUUGGGCAUCGCCAAGAACCGCGUCGAAGCGCAGCGCAUGAUGCAAAAGGAAGGCUUCUCCAAGGAGGACGCUGCCCGGAUCAUUCAGCGCUACUACCGCACCCACAAGAGCAAAAAUGACGGCUCGCGAAGGAAGGGCCCAGCCCCCCAGCCGGUGAAGCCCCUCUCCGCAAAAGACCAGCAGAUCGACCUGAUUGCGUUCUCGCAGAACGUGCACAUGCUGAACCAGGAGGUGCACAAGAAUCUGCGCGCCAACAAGACCGGCGUACCGCUGGAUGCCAUAGAGAAGCUGCCGAGCGACUACAAGCGGCCGCCGGGCUUUGUGCUGGUGCCGGGACUGCUGGGAACGGUUCCGGGUGGUGGCAAUGGGGGCAGUACCGCUGGCAGUGGGGACUACUCCAAGUACAGUUCGUUCCGCAGCGCGGAGUGUGACCACGAGAUGACCAAAGAGCUGAUUCAGAGUCCAACCACGGCCCAGUCGUGCUCGGAGUUCGACGAGAUCUCCCCGUGGGACAUGCCCUUCUACGAGCUGGAACGGAAUCUGCGCUCGCAAAGACAACAGAAUCAGCAGCAGCAGCAGCAGCAUCCGCAUCAAUACCAGAACCACCAGCACCAGCAGCCAAGGAUGGUGGACAUUAAUCGUAACGAGAUCCUCGGCGAACGCAAGGUGGAACUGAGCGAACGCAAACAGCAACUGUCCCACAACUGGCACCAGGCGUUCCAGGCGAGCGAGGUGGCCCAGCGGGGUGCGGCCGACCAUCAGCAGCAUCUCCAGCAGCAGCAGCAGCAGCAGCAUCAGUACCAGAACCAGCAGGACAAUAAAUUCAAGGGGAUGGUCAGACCCACCAACCACGCCGAACCGGCCCCCAUCCGGCACAUCCCGGCGUUCAGCUACCUGAACCCGAACGGCCACCAGAUCCUGCGCUACUCGCCCAACUCGGCCGAUCCCCAAUCAUCGUCCACCGGUGGCGCUCCAUCCCCGUACCGCAGUAGCGACGGCAGCGGCCACCGUUACCACGACAUGCCUUCGCACCAUUUGCUGCAGGAACAGCAACAGCAGCAAACGCCACCACUUCCGGCUGGAAAGAGCAAGAAGAGCUCCAAGAGUGAGAACAAGGCAAAGGAGAAGGAGAACAAGGAGCGCAAGAAGAAGGAGAAGAAGGCGGCCAAGAAGGAGAAGGAACGGUCGGCGAGUUCGAGCAACUCGACGGCGGUGAGCAGCGGGGAAAAGGUGCGGAAGGAGUCCAAGAAGGGAAGCAGGGCACCGGCGCCGAUUCCGCCGCCGCAGCAGGUUCCACAGAAGCGGUUGAUUGAACACCACGAGUACCAGAACAUUUCGGAGGAGACGAAGAUUGAUAGCAAGAGUCCGGUGAUGCGGAUGUUCGGGGACACAAACUUUUUGCUGAAUCACAGGAGGAAGGCCUCCGGUCAGCAGAGUCAGACUCAACAGCAGCAGAAGGAGAGUGGCCUCAGCUGUGGCCAGGGUGUUUGCGAGCUAUUGAAUGGUGUCUAUCGCUUUUCCCCGCACGUGACCUCCUUCGCGGAGCUCGAGUCCAACAAGAGCAACGUCAGCACGCCCACGUUGAUCGUUGGCGCAAAGGGAUCCUCGGCGGCGACCUCCACGAACCACUCGCACCCCUCAACGCUCGACCCGAAAGAGUACCAGAACUUUAACGUGUCCAAGUAUCUCAACAUUGACGUCAAGACGCCGAAUCUGCGCAAGAACCACGUUCACGGGCAUCACCAUGGUCACCACCACAUCAGCUCGAACGCGAGCAGUUUGAGUUCGGGGAGUAGCGGAAGCAACUCGCUGAACUCGUUUGACUCGGUUGAGCAGGCGAUCAUCUUUCAGAAGAACAAGAAUCCGGACUCGUACCUGGGGCCGUUCAACUUCCGGCAGCUGUUGAGGCCGACGCAGGGGCCGACGGAGUCGUUGCGGAAGCGGAAGGGCAUUAAUCCGCCGUCGCCGCCGCCGCUGCAGCGGGGGAAGAGUUGAGCGGGGAGGAGUUUGAAUUUGUGAAUUUGGUCAAAAUUGUUCGGAUAGACCUACUCGUUUUGCGUUCAACCGGGGGUUUUGAGCGACGUGAGGGAUGAGGUAAUUAAUCUUCUUUCUGGAGAUAUUUCUCUGGAAGUUCUCUACUAGAAGCACAUUUGAUCUCGUAGUUUGUAGGUGCACAGUUUAUCGAAUCUGCUGUCUGCUACUUUUCUGUGGAGGAGGUGAGCAAUUCCGUGAGGAAAAUUGAAUCGAGGAAUUUUUUUAAAGUUCUUUUGUGGAUUUGAAAAAAUAUAUAAAAGUAUUCCUUUUUGGGAUAAAUUUAAUUUUAUCCAUAAUAUUUUGAUAUGUUCUUUUAUUUU